This is a messenger RNA of Cooperia oncophora, 294 nucleotides long. The record is from the annotation of a GenBank genome assembly. Lineage: Eukaryota; Metazoa; Nematoda; Chromadorea; Rhabditida; Trichostrongylidae.
AUGCUCAAUAAUGCCUUUCGAUCUCAUGCAAGACUUUGCGUAAAGGAACGAGAAUCCGCUGGUCCUUCACGUAUGAAAGAUGACCUGAUGAAUAAAAAAGAAUUCAUGGAUCGUACACAGCUUGCGGAAGAUAUGAAGGAGACCCACGGUUUACGUCUGAAAGGAAGCGUUUUGAACGUUAUUCGUGAGGAUCAAGAUGUAAGUACAUUGAAAGCGGAGCCAAGCGAAGCGGAGCAGAUGAAGGCCUUCCUAGCGAGCCUAAGUGAUAAGGAGAAGAAGAAACUCAUGAAGUAG